Messenger RNA from Miniopterus natalensis, 1315 nucleotides. NCBI's taxonomy places the organism in Eukaryota, Metazoa, Chordata, Mammalia, Chiroptera, Miniopteridae. The record is from RefSeq and is a predicted model, not a curated record.
AUGGACAGGAUGAGGCCAAGGUUGAGUGAUGAGCCUACAAACCAAGGACUCCAAGGAUCACCAGAAGCCACGUGCAGCUGGAAGAGGCAGGAAGAAUCCUCACUGAGACCGCAGAAGAAACCAACCUGCCAACACUUUGUUUUUGGACUUCUGGCCUCCAGAACUCUCCUCCCCGGCCUUCUGCUUCUGAUUUGGCUAUCUGCCAGCCUGGCUCACCAAGGCUCCCCAUUCUGGGGAGGCCCCCACAUCCACACCCAUGGGACCCCACGCUGCUACUCAGCCGAAGAGCUCUCCUUGGGCCAGGCCCCCGCACACCUGCUGGUUCGAGCUGCCAAGUGGGAGCAGACUUUGCCUGUAGCCCUGGUGUCUAGCCUGGAGGCAGUGGGCCACAGGAGGUGGCAGAAGGGGCCCUCAGGUGGGACCCAGUGUCCGGUGCUGCAGCCUGAGGAAGUGCUGGAAGCCGACAUCCACCAGCGCUCCAUCUCCCCCUGGAGAUACCGUGUGGACAUGGAUGAGAACCGCUACCCACAGAAGCUGGCCGUGGCUGAGUGCCUGUGCAGGGGCUGCAUCAGCACCAGGACCGGCCGCGAGACAACAGCUCUCAACUCUGUCCUGCUGCACCAGAGCCUGCUGGUGCUGCGCCGCCAGCCCUGCUCCCGGGACGCAACAGGGGUGCCCACGCCUGGGGCCUUUGCCUUCUACACAGAGUCCAUCCGAGUGCCCAUUGGCUGCACCUGUGUCCUGCCCAGGGUGGUACGGUGACCGCUGGCCUCAGCUGUCCCCCUGUGCUGUGGGCAAGGAUUGCCUCCCAGACUGGACAGUGGGGAUCUCUCUGGAGAGAGGGCCCCUCCUAUUUAUGUGUAUUUAUUGGUUAUUUAUAUGCCCUGGGUGGCCCUGCUUCUGCUCCCAGGGUCCCUGGGCAGGUACCAGGGCUCCAGCCUCUAGUUUGAGGGAACAGUGGAGAUUGGGCACUAGAAGGGCCAAGUGAUCCUGUGCUAGUCUGCCCCCUCUCAACACUGUUACCCUUUCACACAAACAGUGGACAAGAAGGAACUUUAGUCUUCUUCUAGAACUUCUUAAAACAACAGAAAAGGUGUUCUGAUGGCCCCCACCUUCAUGGGCCCCCCAAACCCUUCUUCCCACCACCCCUGUAUUUCUAAAACAAUUAUUUAUUGUAAAUGUAAAUAUGUCAUUAAAUUGAUAACCCCCAGAGCACAGCAUCGGAUGGCAGAGACUAGAGUGGAGGCACCCUCCUCACCCUCAUUCCUGCUUGGCCCUCACACCCAGGUGGCCCUGCAGGGGCAGCCACAGACCC